Messenger RNA from Paraphaeosphaeria sporulosa, 2181 nucleotides. RefSeq names its product sugar transporter STL1. The record is from RefSeq and is a predicted model, not a curated record. The transcript is spliced from 4 exons. Gene Ontology annotation, cellular component: membrane. Gene Ontology annotation, biological process: carbohydrate transport; transmembrane transport. The coding region runs from base 411 to 2072 and encodes 553 amino acids. Gene Ontology annotation, molecular function: carbohydrate:proton symporter activity. NCBI's taxonomy places the organism in Eukaryota, Fungi, Ascomycota, Dothideomycetes, Pleosporales, Didymosphaeriaceae.
GCGUCGGCAACAGUGAGCUUGCUACAGCAAGAUCGCACAGCAUCUCCGAAUAGCCCCAGCCAAUUGGAUGCGGCUAUUUGUAUCGCUAUCCAAAGCCGGAGAUGGUUUACGAAGCCAAGGGCCCUGAGAGUUCUCAUCAAGUUACCGGUAGCUUGACUGAUCCAAGGCGCAAAGUUCGCAGCUGGGACCUCCGCAGCUAACAUGGGGUCUUCAUGCGGGGGCUCUCCACACAUCACUUGUUCCCAAAGCCGUAGGGAUGUGACAACGGUAUACCCGGAUUGCAAGCUCUAUAAGUACGCGAUCUCUCUUGCUCUGCAGAGACUCCACCUCCUCCGCAGAGGACGAUCUCCUCUCAUCUUAUCUGAGACAUUGUGACUAUCACACCAAAGAGACCUUAGUCGUAAUUCGUUAUGGACAAGAUUCAUCGCUUCAAUGUGGUGCAUCGCUUUGAGAAGCGAGCACUGCUUAUUGCCAUCAAUUGCAUCGCUGGCCUUUCCAUCCUUUUCUUUGGGUAUGAUCAGGGAAUGAUGGGUGGUGUCAACACGGCAUACGACUACUACACAAGAAUGGGAUUUGGUCACAAAGGCGCAGACGGUGGCGUGGUCGUCACCAACGACAUUCUCCAGGGCGGCAUAGUUUCCAUCUAUUAUUUGGGUACACUUGUUGGUGCUCUCGUUGGAGGCUGGUUCGGAGAUCGUUUUGGACGCAUUAAAACCAUCUUCUUGGGAGCAGCAAUUGGUGUUGUGGGUGCGUCGCUUCAGACUUCUGCGAUAGAUCAUCAAUGGAUGAUAUGCGCUCGUCUCGUCAACGGAUGGGGCACUGGGAUUCUCAAUUCGAUCAUUCCCGUGUGGGCAACCGAGACUGCAGAGCAUACGUCACGUGGGCAAUUUAUUGCUAUCGAAUUCACACUGAACAUCUUUGGUGUGGUUUUGGCCUAUUGGAUCGAAUACGGAUGCUCCUUCUACGGCGACGGAACUUCAUCCUUCAUCUGGCGCUUUCCUAUCGCUUUCCAGAUCCCCAUGCUGCUCACCCUCAUGGCUUUGGUCAUGUUCUUUCCAGAAAGUCCCCGAUGGCUGGUCAAAGUAGGGCGGGAAGACGAAGCACGUUAUGUCCUCAGCCGGCUCCGCGGAAAUGUGACGGGAGAAGAACAAGAGAAGACAGAGGCUGAGUUUCAGGACAUCGUGACGUCCGUUGAGAUUGAACGCUCCGGACGCAAGGGACCUCAAUCCUACUUCCACAUGUUGUUUGGCAUCGGCUCAGGAAAGCUUCACACCGGCCGACGCGUCCAAUUAGUCAUUUGGCUCCAGAUCAUGCAGGAGUGGGUUGGUAUCGCUGGCGUUACUAUCUACGCACCAACUAUCUUCGGUAUCGCAGGAAUGUCUCCCGAAAAGCGCCAGUGGAUCGCAGGUCUCAAUAACAUUUUCUACAUGUUUUCCACCUUGAUUUGCGUUUUCACACUCGACAAAAUCGGGCGACGUUGGACACUCUACUGGGGCUCAGUUGGACAGGGUAUUGCGAUGGCGCUCGCCGGCGGCUUCUCGUACCUAGGUCAACAGGGUACCUUGGAAGGCAAUGCUGGCAAGGCUUCAGCAUACGGAAACGCCGCCGUGUCCAUGGUCUAUAUCUUCACCUUUAUUUUCGGCGCAACCUGGCUGACGGUCCCGUGGCUCUACCCUGCAGAGAUCUUCCCACUUGAAGUGCGCGCGAAAGGCAACGCAUGGGGAGUUGUUGGCUGGUCCAUCGGUAACGGAUGGCUUACGCUCCUGUGCCCGGUCAUGUUCAAGGCACUCAGCGAGAAGACGCUGUAUAUCUUUGCGGCCUGUAAUGCAAUUACCAUCCCCAUGGUAUGGGCGCUAUAUCCCGAGACGAAUCAACGCACGCUUGAGGAAAUUGAUUUACUGUUUGCUGCGGACAGCAUCUGGAACUGGGAGGCGGAGAAGAACUUCACGAGGUUGCAAGAACAGAUGGGUGUGGGUAUGUCUGGCUCGCGUGCCGAUGAAGAGGCUCCGCACAGCCGCAAAGGCAGCGUCGUCCGAGGCAUGAGCCUGCACUACGAGGAGGCAAAGCCGUAAGACAAAUCUUUAGGCAACGAAUCGACUCGAAAGACGCAUGCAGGCCCCAAAUCGCUGGAUGUAUUGGUUAUGUCUGUAGGUUCCGGCGUCAAUUUUUGGCAAAGCGCCC